CUGAGACGCGAUACCUUUACCCCCGCGGAGGAGCGGACGCUGCUCGCGGCGUACAAGAAGUUGGGCAAUCGCUGGGCCGCCAUCGCGAAGGUCUUGCCGGGUCGGACGGACAACGCGGUGAAGAAUCACCUCAACUCUAAACUCCGCAGG
Micromonas pusilla CCMP1545 is the source of this 150-nucleotide messenger RNA. RefSeq lists its product as uncharacterized. The record is from RefSeq and is a predicted model, not a curated record. NCBI's taxonomy places the organism in Eukaryota, Viridiplantae, Chlorophyta, Mamiellophyceae, Mamiellales, Mamiellaceae. The annotation marks the transcript as partial. The transcript has a single exon.